GCGUGCACCUGCCAUUGCUCUUGGAGUGGCAUUGACGCCUGGCUUAGCUGCCCGCGUACGUGCCUGGCUGCCUGCCGGCGCCAAUCCUUGUUAUGAUUGUAUCUCGCAGCCAUUGCAGCUUUCUCCCAGAGUCCUAACCAAACAGCACCCCUCCUCUGAUCUCCCACCAUCGAUCCAUCCCGUCCGGCCCCUUGAAAUGGUUUGAUGCCUGCCGCCAUGCCCAGUCCAUCCCGACGCCUCCUGCUCUGCCUCCUCUUGAUCGCGUCCUUCGCCGGUCUCCUCUUCUUGAUCACCAGCAACGGAGAGAGGACGAAGGAGGCCGGCAAUGGCGAGGCGAAGUUCAGAGUGCUGCGUGGUCUUAACACUCUCGGCCUGAAGCAGAAGCAGCGCCAUGGCCAUGGAGUCUCUCCGGCGCCGGCGCCGGCUCGUGCUCACCUGCCUCUGCUACACAAGGACGCGCGGCUGCCGGUGCCCGGGAAAGUCGCCCACGAGCACGAGAGGGGGAAUGCCACGGCGCCGAGGCAGAGCCCGACGCGGCACGGCGGGGGUGGUGACGGCGAGCGCGGGAGCAAGAAGAAAAGCAUGCAGCUGGUCGUCGUCGCCGCGGCGGCCGCGCUGUCGGGGGCGGCGCUGGUUCUCCUCGCCGCCCUGGUGGUGUUCCUGACGUGCAGGAGGUUUCAGGGGAAGCGCGGGGGCGCCGACCUGAACGCCGGCACCAACAAGGUGAGCUUCGAGCCAGGCCCGGGCAUGUUCUAUCUGGACGCCAUCAAGCCGUACCUCGACGACGCCGGGCGCGAAGGUGGGGGGAAGGCGGCGCCGGGGAUGGCCGGGCCCAAGGAGGAGGAGCCGAAGUGCGAUGACGAGGAAGGCGGCGGAGCUUGCUCCGACGAUGGUGCCGGGUCGGUCCACUCCUCGUGCUGCUUCCAUUCGUCGCACUUCUCCUACUCCGAGCUCACCAAGAGCGGCCAGGCAGACGGCGUGUCGCCGUCGCCUUCCGUCCGGUCGAAGCGGUGGGGCUCUGCCCCGGCGACGCCAUUGGAUAAGAGCAAGGCUGCGCGUCCAUAUUCGCCGCUGGGCCCGCGCACGCCGAGCAGUGAGGAUCGGGGGCGCCGCGCGCAGUCCCCGAGCUCUUCGGCGUCCGUGCUGACAUCGCAGUCGCUCAACGAUCACGAGCUACGGGGAACUGCUCAGUCCGUCAGGUCUCUAAGAUUUCAGAGCAGCAGCGCGUGCCAUGCAAAAGAAGCAGAAGCAGUGGCGGACACCAUGAGCUCGGACGCCGCAAGUAGCAAAACAGUGCCGCCGCCGCCACCACCACCUCCGCCACCGGUGAUGGUAAAACAGCAGCAGAACGUCCAUCCAAGUUGUGGUGGUCCGGCCGUGCCCCCACCGCCGCCGCCGCCGCCGCCGCCGCUGAUAGUGCCACAACGACAGAACGUCCAGACAAGUACCGGUGGUCCGGCCGUCGCCCCACCGCCGCCGCCGCCGCCUCCACUGCUAGUACCGCAACGGCAGAAUGGUCAGAGGAGCGGUGGCCCCGCCCUCCCGGCGCCGCCGGUUCUGUUCAGGCAGGGCGCGGCCGUGGGCAAGAACGGCGCGGCGCUGCCCAAGCUGAAGCCCCUGCACUGGGACAAGGUGCGCGCCGCGCCCAACCGGCGGAUGGUGUGGGACAGGAUCCGGUCCAGCUCGUUCGAACUGGACGAGCAGAUGAUCGAGUCGCUGUUCGGGUACAACGCCGGCGCUCGGUGCUCGGCGAAGCACGAGGAGGCCCAGAGCCGGAGCCCCUCGCUGGGGCACCACGUCCUGGACCCCAAGAGGCUGCAGAACAUCACCAUCCUGAUGAAGGCCGUUAACGCCAGCGCCGAGCAAAUCUACGCCGCCCUGCUGCAAGGGAACGGCCUGGCCGUGCAGCAGCUGGAGGCUCUGAUCAAGAUGGCGCCGACCAAGGACGAGGUCGAGAAGCUGGAAGGCUACGACGGCGACGUCGGCAGCCUGGUCGCCGCCGAGAGGCUCGUCAAGGUGGUGCUCACGAUACCGUGCGCGUUCGCGCGCGUCGAGGCCAUGCUCUACCGGGAGACCUUCGCCGACGAAGUCAGCCACAUCAGGAAGUCGUUCGCGAUGCUCGAGGACGCGUGCCGGGAGCUGAUGUCGAGCAAGCUGUUCCUGAAGCUGCUGGAGGCCGUGCUCAAGACCGGGAACCGGAUGAACGUCGGGACGGCGCGGGGCGGCGCCAUGGCGUUCAAGCUCGACACGCUGCUCAAGCUCGCCGACGUCAAGGGCACCGACGGAAAGACCACGCUGCUGCACUUCGUGGUCCAAGAGAUGAUCCGGUCACAGAAGCCCCCGGCGCGCACGGCGGAGGCGCCGGACAUCGUGACGGGGCUCGCCGCCGAGCUCACCAACGUCAGGAAGACGGCGACGGUCGACCUGGACGUGCUCACCACCUCCGUGUCCAGCCUCUCGCACGGCCUGUCCCGGAUCAGGGCGCUGGUGGGGACGGACGACCUGGCCGGCGACGAGAGGGGCCGGUGCUUCGUGGCCUUCAUGGCACCCUUCGUGGCGCAGGCCGAGGAGGUGAUCCAGGAGCUGGAGGACGGCGAGCGCCGGGUCCUGGCGCACGUCAGGGACAUCACCGAGUACUACCACGGCGACGUCGGCAAGGAGGAGGCCAGCCCGCUCAGGAUCUUCGUCAUCGUCAGGGACUUCUUGGCGAUGCUGGAGAGGGUGUGCAAGGAGGUGAGGGGAGCCAACAGGAGUUGCCACGGAUCAAACGGUGCCCUGAGCAAUGUGUGACCGAUACUGCGAGAACGGGGAGGGAACAACACUGUAAUUCUUGGUUUUGCGUUGUUCUUGAUCUAGUGAGGUUUAGAAUGAAUUCGUUGUAGAUCUACGUUUCCGUGUGCAUUCGUGUGAAUUCGUGCAUUUCCGUGUUACUCA
Setaria italica (foxtail millet) is the source of this 2934-nucleotide messenger RNA. Its product is annotated as formin-like protein 2. The record is from RefSeq and is a predicted model, not a curated record. Gene Ontology annotation, biological process: actin nucleation; actin cytoskeleton organization. NCBI's taxonomy places the organism in Eukaryota, Viridiplantae, Streptophyta, Magnoliopsida, Poales, Poaceae. The transcript has 4 exons. Bases 205 to 2790 code for a protein of 861 amino acids. Gene Ontology annotation, molecular function: actin filament binding.